AUGUGUCGGGCUACCGGUCAUGCGGGAUCCAAGACUAUGGCUGUAGUCGGCCGCAACCCGAACCAGUCACUGCGCUGGAUCUCCACGACGGCAGCUGCUGGCGACGGCAUAAGCCAAUCCGCACGCAGCACCGCGAGCUACCCGGCCCCCCAGUCCGACCCCUUCCUCAUCGAGGUCAACGUCCGUCCCCCCGGCACCGGAGGCACCUGGUCCACUCUGUAUACGUACGGGGUGGACCUCGGCGCCCUCCAGCUCCUGCGCGCGGUGAAUGACCGCGACCGCUUCCGCGCGCUGUCGAGCCCGUCUCUCUUCCCGGGGGGCCAUCAUCCCGGCGACGGCGGGGGCGCGCAGUACUGGAAUGCACACUGCAUGAUCCCGGUGCAUCGCGACUGGGUGAGGGUGCCGGGGGACUUCUUUGAACAGGUGUACGAGGCGAUACCCAAGAUCGUGCCGCAUGUGUCACGGGCGGAGCUGUCAGUCGCACCAGGAACACUGUUUUCUUCGGCUGGGGAGGUUCCGUGGAUUGGGUAUCCGUUGAUGCAUUCGAGGGUCAGUCAACGGCAAUUGCUGGAGAUGUAUGCGCGGUUUGCGGGGGGUUGUAGGGUGGUUUUGGACGCUACGAGUGGAGAUGAUCUUGUCUCUUAG
Aspergillus udagawae is the source of this 645-nucleotide messenger RNA. RefSeq lists its product as uncharacterized. NCBI's taxonomy places the organism in Eukaryota, Fungi, Ascomycota, Eurotiomycetes, Eurotiales, Aspergillaceae. The transcript is spliced from 2 exons. The record is from RefSeq and is a predicted model, not a curated record. The coding region runs from base 1 to 645 and encodes 214 amino acids.